Molecule: messenger RNA, 1811 nt
Organism: Cajanus cajan (pigeon pea)
Lineage: Eukaryota; Viridiplantae; Streptophyta; Magnoliopsida; Fabales; Fabaceae
Source: RefSeq, a predicted model, not a curated record
AUGGCUUCUUCUUCCAAAAGACCCAAGAAGCUGGAUGUGAAGGGGAGCAAGCGUCCUCUGCCCUCAGGGCAACUAAUUUCCAAGUGGUUUGCGGAUGAGAAAACCCAGGAGUACUACUUCGAGUGGUAUGCGGGUCGGAGAAUCAUCCCUCCCAAAACCCUGAAGUUGGAAUGCAAUGAAGGGAUAAUGAAAUUAGUUGUGAAGGGCAAGCUGAUAAAGCUUGAUGGACCAACCUUGAAGGCGGCUGCCGGGCCAAGUGGCAAUGGGAGUUCCAAACCCCAACCCUUCAACUUUGGUGAUUUUGAGGAGCUGACGACCUUUAGAGAUUGUCAGAGGAAUCCUGAGAACACCAACUACAAGUUCUUGGCAGGAGAUAAGGAUGGCGUUCCAUCUCAUGAUGAGGACCAGCCACCACAGGUCAAAGCUGAACUUGACAAAGAGCAAGAGGCGGAGCCUAAACCAUUCUCUCCAUUCGAGCAAAUUAUGAUUAAUAAGCUUGAUGAUGUUAUGGAGAUGUCUAUAAGGAAGUUUAAAAUUCUUGAUGGAAUCAUUCCUAGGAAGGAGCUAUUUGAUUGCAUCUGCAAACUUGGUGAGAAAAUUAAUAAAGUAGAAAUUCAUCUUAAUAAUUCAAGUGAGCUAAAGGCUGAAGCUGAGCAGGAGAUAAUGAAGAUGCUAGAGAAUGUUCAACCUUAUCAAUUAAGCAAUAUGGACUCUUCAUUUACCAAAGACGAACUGAAGACAAAAAUUAGAAGCAUGGAAAACUCGGCAUUUUCUGUGUUGUGUAGCCUUUCUACACAUAAAAUGCAACCGAAGUAUUUCUUGGAAGAUUUAAUUGGUGUCGUUGCCCUCGUCGGUACCGUUCAGAGUCCUGACCUUAGCAGAAUCUUAGCGGAAUAUCUUGGUGAAGACAAAAUGCUGGCUAUUAUUUAUAGAUCUUUUGAUACUGCAAGUUCCCUUGAAAGGUAUAACCAAAGUGGAGAAAUUGAUUAUGAGCGUGCCUUACAUGCUCAAGCCUCUGCUCUUGGAAAAGUUAUUAGCAAGCGUUUCCAUGUUAUAUGCAUGGAAGAUAUAAGGCCUUACACUGGGCGGUUGCAUAUGAAUGAUUCUCAGAGAAGGCUAGGAUUGGCAUAUCCUAGAAUGCCAAAUGGGGUAACUCCAAAAGGCUUUAUAGGUUAUGCUGUUAACAUGAUUGACCUCGACAUAAAUUACUUGCAUACAACGACAGCUUCAGGUCACGGACUACGAGAGACAGUUCUGUUUAAUCUUUUCAAGAAGCUCCAGGUUUACGACAAAAGAGAGAGUAUGGUGGCUGCUCGUGCCUGUAUAGAGGAUGAUGCUGUUUCGUUAGAUGGUGGUAUUUUUAGAGGAAAUGGAAUUCUCUCUCUCGGUUAUGGGAAUCCUAUUAUAUAUUUUCCCUGCCAGAACCAGACAGUACUCCCUCGAGAAAUUGAAGAAAUCUUGAGACAGAUUGAAGAGAAGAAGUCAGAUCUAAGGAGUAUUGAUGAAAAAAUUAGAGAACUGAUCAAAUAUCGUGAGAAGUGUAUAAAAAAAUUUAAGAAAAAAAAGGAGAGAUAUGACAAGUAUUUGGACAAAAUGGUGCCCAUGGAAGAACUACUGGAAUAUAGACCUGAGGCAGGGGACGGAUCAAAUACAUCUGAUAGGCUUAGUUGAUCCAUGUUUUCAACAUUUUUUCUUUUAUCAUAGAGAAGCAUAUUGUAUACCUUUGGCUUUUGAUAAUUCAGUUACCCAUGCCCGGCUAUGCCUAGAAUAAAAUAGUUAAUAUAAGAUUAUGGAACAUGUUUCUGUUUAUA